Penicillium manginii is the source of this 3777-nucleotide messenger RNA. RefSeq names its product ubiquitin-specific protease UBP2. The record is from RefSeq and is a predicted model, not a curated record. Gene Ontology annotation, molecular function: proteasome binding; cysteine-type deubiquitinase activity. Gene Ontology annotation, biological process: regulation of proteasomal protein catabolic process; protein deubiquitination; proteasome-mediated ubiquitin-dependent protein catabolic process. The coding region runs from base 1 to 3777 and encodes 1258 amino acids. The transcript has 10 exons. NCBI's taxonomy places the organism in Eukaryota, Fungi, Ascomycota, Eurotiomycetes, Eurotiales, Aspergillaceae.
AUGACAUACCCACAGAGGGCAGUUUCUACCCCCCCAUAUAGGCAAACUGGCCCCCCCGGCUCGCUGAGGACAUCCAGUUAUACGAUCCAGAGCACCCUCCCGACACCGGUCUCAACUUACUUUCAGAGACACCCCCCCGUCUAUUCCGAUAAAACAGACAAACGCUACGCAUUCAUCUCGCCUGACGCAUGCAAACAUGACUAUGUGUCCAAAUCGAACCAAACUUUCCUGGCGUGGACGGACCAGCAACACAGACCUGGGACGUCCUCGAAGGUUUCCGCCAUGUGCUCCAAAUGCCGUUACCAUCUGCAGCUGGUAGUCAACCACAACAACGCUGGAAGCUCAUUCACACGAUCCCAGAAAGGAGAUCACAUCCAUCACUUGGUCUAUAAAUCCGGGAGACAGAGAGGUAGCACGUCGGUUGAGGAGGUGACCAGCACCGGGCAAGUGGCCGAGACAUACCACUUUCAAUGCUCCCACCUCUCGUGCUCAGCUAUGGUGUCACUCCGAAUACUAUCACCACUAUUAAACCCGAAAUUUGUUCAAAUGCUGACAAAUGUCGAUGUGAUUCGCCAACGAGCUGACGAGGCGAUCGCAGCGAACCCGGACCGCCUCGAGGGAAUGACUGGUCCUCUGCCAAUAACCGUGUUAGAUAAUCUUCGCAUCUAUCUCAAUAACUCCCUACAUAACAAAGAGCUUAACAAGGACAUAUCUGCUAUUAACAAGCGGUUCAUCCUCGCCUAUGGCCUUAAGGGUGCUCCCUGCAGGGAAGUGUUGGAGUUUUUGGGCUUCACCUACCUCGAAAAUGGCGCAUGGCAGCCUCCGAAGCCGGAGCAAGAACCGAUGAAGCCUUACCAAAACGACCUCUCCAUCUUCCUUGACGACGCUAUACUUGAACUGCAAGCCCUGAUACAUAAUCGACCUAACUCGGAGAAACGAGCUGUGCAAAUCCAACUCCCCCCGUCAUCCUCAAACGAUAUCCUCCAUGCUUUAGAGGCAGCAGACUGUUUACCCGAAAUCUCUCCAAGCAAGCACUUUCGACAUGCCACCUGCCCCGUUCGUCGUCCCCACACAAUCAUAAGUGUGAGCAUAACUGACAAGCUUUUUCUCCAAAGGUUUUACGAGGAUCUUGGGGCCGUCGAAGAUAUGGAUGCUUCGUUGAUCGUGGAAGCCUACAACCGUCAAAUCUCUGUAGAUCCGGCCCGAUCAUCACUGUAUUUGGAAUCGCUCAAGGCUAUUGGCACUUUACGGCGUGGCCAGGACUGGGAGAUCAUCGACCAUGCAGCGCAGGUGGCCUAUGCGGAAGGCAAAUACACAAACGACGACGUAAUCGAAGCAUAUAAAUAUUUUGGGCUCUGGCAUGAUGAUCCAAACAUCACGGAAGACACCAUCAUAGGGAAGUUUUACGCCUUUCUGAGCUCGACUGCUCAUGAAACCGAAGCACGACAGCAGCUGUGGCGGAUCGGGAAUAGCAGAGGCAGCGAACGCAUCAAAGCUGCUUCAGAGGAUCGCGUUUCCACUGUCGAGCAAGCCCAAGUCUUCCUUGGAGUUGAUGAUAAAACCCCUGAUGAUUUUAUUAUCACAAUGUAUACGGCAAAGAUCGGUGACAGCCCGUCAUGUAAGGAUACGGCCGACCGGGCUGUCAAGCUUAUUGCGGAAUCUCGCAAAUCAAUCGGGUUGAACCAUUUUCUUAAUACAGGCGAAACCGUUUCAGGUGAAAUGGACAUUGGAGAUGCGUACCGCUUACUCCAAAUCCCAGACAGAACUGCAGAUGAAGAGGCGGUCAUGGCGGCCUAUACAAUCUGCAUCGAUGACAGUCCCGACCAAGCCGAACUUUACAACCGUGCAUUGAGUGUAAUCGCUAAAGAGAUGGAUAGCCAAUUGCUCAAAGGCAUGGCUGGUAUCUCCUCUGAUGUCAAUCAGAACCUGGCAGAAUGGCCCGUUGGCUUGCAGAAUAUCGGCAACACCUGCUACCUCAACAGCCUCCUUCAGUUUUAUUUCUCUGUUCGCCCCUUCCGAGACAUGGUCCUUGACAUCGAAAAAUACCAAAUGGAUUUGAACGACGUCGCAGGAUUGGCAAAGAAGAAGGUUGGCUCGCGUAAGGUGACCGGAAAAGAAGUCCAACGAUCGCUCACAUUCCUCGGGGAGCUUCGAACAUUAUUCCAGAAUAUGACCACCUCGUCACAGUCUUGCGUGGCUCCUACUCGCGAACUUGCUAGGCUGACUCUGAUCAGCCCUGGCAACGAGGAAGCAAUUCGUCGAAGGUCAACAAUAUCCAAACCCCAAACACUGGGGGAAAUUGCCGGGGCACCUAUUCUGGGGCCACUUGGGCCUCCUCAGCCCAUCGUCGAGAUGAAGAACGAGCAGCUCGUGAGCUUAGGUUCUGACCAGCAGGGGCCUACAACAGGUGGGAGUGAUGCGGACAGUGAAGCAACGUUGGUAUCCGAGAACAACGACCCUGCACCACCUUCGCAUUCUGCUGUCGAAGAAAAUGAGCAAACCCAAUCCGAAAAGGUACUUUCUGAAGCCGAGGGUUAUGUGAAGAUUGAGGCCGGUGACCCUGCUUCGUCCACGCCCGAACAUCCCAGCCGACCACCACCCGUUCCCCCAAGGCCUGUCGUCGAAGUCGAUCGUCAGAGACAGUUGCUCGAAGAGGUAGAAAUCGGUGCGCAGCAGGAUGUUACGGAAGUGAUCAACAAUGUUCUCUUCCAAAGUCAGUGCGCUAUCAAACCGCGAAGCGUGGCCAGUGACGGUGAGCAGGUGGACCAAAUCAAAGACUUGUUCUACGGUGAAAGUCGAUCCUACAUUUCUACUCAAGCUGGUACCCGAUCUAAAGAGGAAAGAUGGUGCGAUAUCAAGGUCGAUGUGGCGCAUGGUUCGCGAGAUAUCUACUCCGCCCUCGACGGCGCUUUUGAUGCUCAAAACAUCAGCGUUGAGAACUCCGUGGCUGAACAAUUUGGCUCGAUCACCCGACUUCCUCCCAUUCUGCAAAUUCAAGUCCAGCGCGUCCAGUUCGACCCGGUCAAGAAGAGCUCUUUCAAAUCGACAAAUCAUCUCGGGCUUAUAGAGACUAUCUACAUGGAUCGAUACAUGGAUACCCAGAAGCCAGAGAUUGUAAACAAACGCCGCCAAGGCUGGGAACUCAAGAAAGCUCUCAAAAGGUGUGAGGAACGCAAGCUAGAGCUCAUGAGGAAACAGGAAAACGAUGGCCAAGAUCUGGCGCAGCUGCUUCGGGGCACUAGAGAUGUACUUCGAGAGCUGCCGUGGGAGGAAGAAGGAAAUUUUGACACCAACGAGUCACUUAGCAAUGAGAUUGACCAGCUCGCUCAAGCCGCAGAGGCCGAGCUUCAAGUCCUCAACACCGAGAUUGAGACCAUACAGACACAGAUCUCGAAUCAAUUUGCCGAAUAUAAGAACCUUCCUUACCGGUUAUACGCAGUUUUUGUGCACCGUGGGUCUGUUUCUUUCGGUCACUACUGGAUCUAUAUCUACGAUUUCAACCGUGACAUUUGGCGCAAGUAUAACGACGAGUAUGUGACCGAGGUCCAGAACCUGGAUGAGAUAUUCAAGAAUAACGAUCCCGCCAACCCGCCCACCCCGUACUUCCUUGUCUAUAUCAACGACAGAAUGAGAGAUCGUUUAGUCGAUCCGGUUUGCCGUGACCUCGCUGAGCCGAUGCCCGAUGUGCAGAGUAGCGACGCCAACCUCGCAGGCGCUGUUCAACCCACAAAGGCCUCUCCCCAAGAAGACGUGCCUAUGGACCAGUCGACCGAUUAG